AUGAGGUUAACUCACGUCGAGCAUCAUGUUGAGCAGCAGCUCGUGCUUAUGAAAACCAUAGGGCAAUCCUAUGAAAAUCUUGUAAAGAAUGGCAUGGAAAGUGUAACUUCUCAAAGAAUUAACGUACGCCUCUCGGCGCUCAAGGAUAAUUGGGAAAAAUUCUGUGUAAAACAUGAUGCCAUUACAUUGGCUGUUAAACAGUUGAAUGACAACGAUAGGGAGAGUAUAAUGAGGCAUUCCUAUUUUAAAGAUAAUUUAUUUUCCGUCGUAAACGAAAGUUAUUUAGAGUCUGUAGAACGGUUCAAUUCUGCUUUGGAUUCACAAUCGGAAUAUGGAAGCAUUCCGGGAACGUCCUCUUCAAGGCACGUUUCGGAAUCAACUUCCGAGAUCGUCGCGUUUAUUAAUCGAUCGCAACUUCCCCGCUAUGACAUUCCCAAGUUUAAUGGAAAUCACGCGGACUGGCUCUAUUUCAAAGAUCUCUUUACUAGUUUAGUCAUAAACAAUUCCUCACUAACUAACAUCGAAAGAUUACAAUACUUGAAGACUAGUUUAACAGGAUCGGCAUAUAAUCUAUUGAAAAACACUAUGCUUACGGGCGGUAAUUUCUCUAACGAUUGGAAAGCUCUCGUGUCGUUUUACGAAGACAAAAGGAUGUUAGUCAAUUCCACGAGAACGUCAUUAUUCAGUCUAAAGCCGAUGACGAAGUCGACAGCGGGAGAAAUGGAGAAAUUGUUUACUGGCGUUAUGGAGACAUAUCGAACCUUAGACACGUUGGGAAGACCAAUUCAUCAUUGGGAUGAUAUUCUAAUUUUUAUGGUCAUACAGCGACUCGACUCUGAUACCGUAAACAUGUGGGAUCUACAUCGGGGUCCCUCUAACGAACUUCCGACAUGGAAACAGUUUGAAGAGUUCUUCCGAAAUCGACUUAUGAAUCUGAAGGGUCAUGAAACGCGAAAGGGAAAGUUCGUUUCUCAGUUAAAUCCAAGUAGUGUCAAAUCUCAUUACCAAGGCAAAAACAAGACCGUUAAAUCGUGUUCGUUCUGUUCCGAAAAUCAUUGGUCCGCCAGUUGCCCGCAAUAUGUCUCCAAAACUGUACAACAACGCGUAGUACUUGUCCAGAAACAUAACCUAUGCUUCAACUGUCUCGGCCCGCAUCGGGCAUCAGCAUGUCGUAUAACUACACGUUGUAGAAAGUGUGCUGGAAAGCAUCACACCACGCUUCAUCGUAGCAAUUUGGAAAGCACAAAGUCUAAUAGCAAUUCGGCGAAAUUGGCAACAGGAAAACCUAACGAACCGACUACAACUAAGCCUGACAACACGGAGACAACUACCGGCUCUCAGGUUUUACAUUCUGCACUUGGAAAUGAAGUCAAAACGCCAUAUGUUCUACUGGCAACCGCUCUGGUUACUAUCACAUCCGAACACGGAAAUUCUUCACACGCACGAAUUUUGAUUGACCAAGGCUCGGAGGUGUCGUUAAUUACGGAACGAUUAGUACAGCGUCUACGGCUACCACGUACUCGUUCUCACAUUCCACUGAUUGGAAUAGGAGGUGUCGCGUCUAACCGAACUAAAGGCAUGACCUCCUUUAGCAUAAAACCUCAUUUUAAGUCUUCCUUCCAGUGUUCAAUAGCCGCGCAUAUUUUACCAAAGCUCACGUCGACAAUUCCAUCGGUCUCCUUGAAGAAUCACGGCUGGUCACAUUUGAACGGGAUCCAGUUGGCGGAUCCGAAUUAUUUAGCACCCGGUUCAAUUGAUGUUAUUCUAGGAGCCGACGUCUUCGGUCAAAUCAUUCAAAACGGUAUACGAAAGGGAUCGAAUAACGCUCCAAUGGCUCAGGCUACAAAACUUGGAUGGAUUAUUUCCGGACCAACGAGUUCUCAAUCAACACCUGGCGGUUCUCAAAGUUUUCACGUAUCACUCGAAAGUGAUCUAUUCGGCCUAAUGCGUAGAUUCUGGGAACUUGAUGAAAUCGCUCCUUUCAAGACUUCAUCUCGGUCCACCGACGAACAGGCUUGUGAAGAACAUUUUAAGUCUACUCAUUCUCGAACGGAACAUGGUCGCUAUGUAGUGAGAUUACCCCUCAAGGAGCCUGUCAAUAAACUGGGGGAUUCCAAGGCCAAAGCCGUUCGAUUGAUCAAGAAGUUGUCAUGCAAAUUUUCUUCCAAUUCCGAGUUUUCGCGGUUGUAUGCAGAUUUCAUCGACGAGUACGAAAAACUGAAUCACAUGAAGAUUGUUCCGAAAGAUACGACUGACCCUCCGAUAACUUACUAUCUUCCUCAUCACGGAGUUUUAAGGGAGCAUAGUCUUACUACGCGAUUACGUGUGGUUUUUAACGGAUCGAGUCCAACAACAUCCGGACAUUCACUUAACGACUUAUUACACACUGGAGCUAAACUUCAAACUGAUCUGUUCGACGUGUUAAUAUGGUUUAGACUAUUUCGCUAUGUGUUUUCUACGGACAUAGAGAAAAUGUUCAGGCAGAUUAACGUACAGGAGGAUGACUGGGAUCUCCAACGGAUUCUCUGGAUUGACAACGAAGCCCUGCGUACCUUGCAACAGUUGAUAGAAGAUGAAGGGACAAAGUUCCCGCUUGCUGUUCCGUCGUUAAGCAAAGGAAGGUAUGUCGAUGACAUCUUUGGAGGUGCGGAUACUCUUGAACAAGCUCAAGAAAUUGUAAGGCAAUUAAAUCAACUGUGCAUGGCGGGCGGCUUCAAAUUACAAAAAUGGGUGAGCAAUGAUUCGAGCAUGCUCUCUUCUGUCUCCACAGAUAAACAAAAUAACUCUAAAUUCAUAGAACAUAAGGAGAACUUAGUCGUCUACACGUUGGGACUUGGCUGGCAACCAUCCACAGAUACCUUUAUUUUUAAAUAUACUCUUCCAGCAGAAGGUGUGAUCACGAAACGAUCUACCUUGUCUACUAUAGCAAAACUGUUUGACCCCCUAGGGUUUCUAUCUCCGAUCACCAUUACUGGCAAACUCCUAAUUCAAGAAUUAUGGACGAUAAAAUUAGGUUGGGAUGACCCUUUGCCAGACCACGUUGCUAGUAAAUGGAUUACAUUUAUCAGAUCUCUUCAGGAUACGCCAAAAUUCACGCUCCCACGAUGGAUAGGGUGUUCUAACGAUCGCCAAGUUGAGAUUCAUGGGUUUUGUGAUGCGUCACAGCAAGCCAUGGCAGCUGUUGUGUACCUACGGACAUGGUGCGAGGAAGAGGCAGUAAACAUCAGAUUUGUGGCCUCGAAAACCAAGGUCGCUCCAUUAAAGCGAUUGACAGUCCCCCGAUUAGAGUUAUCAGGUGCAGUCUUAUUAACCAAACUGGUCUCCCAUCUGUUACACGUAUUGGAAUGGAAGAAUCUACGCAUAAUACUGUGGACCGACUCAUCUAUCACACAUACGUGGCUGAACAGCCAUCCCUCUCGAUGGAAGGAUUUUGUCUAUAACAGAGUUUGUCACAUCCAAGAAACAAUACCUCAGGCCGAGUGGAGGUUUGUGCCAGGUACGGACAACCCGGCCGAUUUUGCUACACGAGGUCUAACAACCUCACAGCUGUCGGAGCUUUCAAGUUGGUGGUGUGGGCCUUCAUGGCUCUCCCAACCUUCGUCAGCCUGGCCAAGACUCCCUACGGAAAAGCCCAUACGAGAAAACCUUGAAGAAAGACCUACGAAGGUUCUUUCAGUUAACACCAAGAAUUAUACGCCAUGGGAUCUAAUCAAUCGAUAUUCCAGCCUUGUGAAGUUGUACCGAAUUACGGCCACUUGUCAACGAGCAGUCUCUCGUUUCAAAAGGUGUACCGCCAUGUCAACUUUCGGUCCUCUAACUACGCAAGAGUUAGUGGACGCUAAAUUCUACUGGGUCAAGGAAAUCCAAAGGGCUUCAUUUCAGGGUGAUCUACAGCUGCUCUCCAAGGGGCGACCUAUUUCAAAGUCAAGUCCGCUUGUCCGUCUCACACCAUUUCUAGAUGCCAAGGGACUUCUGCGAGUCGGAGGUCGUCUUCAAUUCUCUUCUCUUUCUCAAGAUGAAAAGCACCCCCUAAUCUUACCAAGGGAAUCAACUUUGACGUCACUCAUUAUUCGAGAUGCUCACUUGAGGACCUUGCAUGGAGGCACACAGAUCACUUUAUCUCUUUUACGAAGCGAGUAUUGGAUUAUAGGAGGAAGAGCUCCUGUCCGAUCUCUCAUCAUCAAAUGUGUUAAGUGUGCCCGCUACAGACAGACAAGGGCAAAGCAGUUGAUGGGUCAACUACCCGCUACCCGAGUUUCGCCCAAUCGUCCUUUCGAACAUACGGGCAUUGACUAUGCAGGACCAUUCGUGACGAAAACGUGGAAAGGGAAGAACGCACGCACGUAUAAAUCUUACAUCGCGGUAUUUGUCUGCUUCUCGACUUCUGCAGUGCACUUAGAAUUGGUUACGGAUUACACUGCGGAGGCUUUCAUCGCCGCGUAUAAGCGUUUUACGUCAAGAAGAGGAAUUUGCGUCACGCUUUCAAGCGAUUGCGGUAUUACGCUCAAAGGAUCAGACGCGGAAUUACGAAGAUUAUUCUCGCAAUCCACGGAGGAGUCAACCAAACUCGCCACGCUACUUGCAAAUGACGGGACGCAGUGGAAGUUUAACCCUCCUUCCGCUCCGCACUUCGGAGGGAAGUGGGUAGCGGGGGUUAAAUCGGUCAAAUACCACCUUCGUAGAGUUAUAGGGGAUACUCUCCUAACUUAUGAAGAAAUGACUACCCUACUUUCACAGGUGGAAUCCGUUCUCAACUCCAGGCCUUUGUGCCCUCUCACUGACGACCCUGACGAUCUAAACGCACUUACACCUGGGCACUUCUUGCUGGGUAGUGCUCCAGUUAUUGUUCCGGAACCUUCCCUGGACACGGUUAAGUUAAGUCGAUUAUCGCGAUGGCAACUAGUUCGGCAGAAGCUUGAGUCGUUUUGGUCACAAUGGUCUAAGGAGUGUCUUCAACGCUAUCUUUCGGUAUACAAAUGGAACAGAGUGAAUAAAUCCCUCGAAAAAGGGACUUUAGUUCUGGUAGUUGAUGAUCGGUACCCGCCUUCAAAAUGGCCAUUGGGGCGCAUUAUCCAAACACACCCGGGUAAGGACGGUCAUACUCGAGUUGUCACGAUACAAACUCAAACUUCAGUCCUAACACGACCCAUUGCAAAAGUUUGUCCCCUUCCGAUCGAGCAAGACACAUUGUGA
Messenger RNA from Solenopsis invicta (red fire ant), 5193 nucleotides. RefSeq lists its product as uncharacterized. The record is from RefSeq and is a predicted model, not a curated record. The transcript is spliced from 2 exons. Gene Ontology annotation, biological process: proteolysis; DNA integration. The coding region runs from base 1 to 5193 and encodes 1730 amino acids. Gene Ontology annotation, molecular function: aspartic-type endopeptidase activity; nucleic acid binding. Lineage: Eukaryota; Metazoa; Arthropoda; Insecta; Hymenoptera; Formicidae.